This is a messenger RNA of Funneliformis mosseae, 936 nucleotides long. The record is from the annotation of a GenBank genome assembly. NCBI's taxonomy places the organism in Eukaryota, Fungi, Glomeromycota, Glomeromycetes, Glomerales, Glomeraceae.
AUGAAAUCUUCUUUGCUUUCUUGCUUUUCUUGUUUUGUACAUAAAAAUCGUGAUAAUGUAAACGAAAGUCCUACUCCCUUAAAAGUAUUUCCCACAAUUAGGAACGAAGGUGUAAUUCCAACUGUCAACGUAGUUCCUAACACUGUUGAAAAUCUAGAGGUCACUACCAUCACUACUUCUACUGCCAAUUUCACGCAGGAUUUAUCCCCAUUAAAGAAUUCCGGAUCACUUGGAAAUGGUAAAACCUUUCCCAUAAAUAAAGGAAAUUCUACCGAAAGCUCUUUUUGUUGUGGUCGAAAAAACUGUAACUCUCCAAGAUCAACUGAUCCAAAUAAUUCCGGAAAAUCUUUCACUUAUUGUACUUCCAAUUGUUUUUGGGAAGAAAUUCAUACUCUUACUACCUCAAAAUUAACGCUUCUUUCCGAAAAUGAUCCUGAUUAUGAUCGCGUUAAGACACGAUUCGAUUCCACAAUUCAUAAUAAUGCAGAAAUCAAGUUUAUUUUAAGAUUACAAAUGUCUAAAAUGAUAACAGAUAAAUUUUUGGAACAUAAACAGUUAAUCGCCGAGAAUCAUGCAAAAGAUGGAAAUAUGUUAGUCCAUAGAAUGUUUCAUGGAACUUAUUAUGCAUGUAGUACGGAAAACUUGUGGAAUGAUGAUCGAAAAUUUUGUGCGGAAAGUUGUGGCAUGUGCGGUAUUAUUCAAAAAGGGAUGCUGAAAGAAGUUUCAAGACAAAAUCCACGAAAAUUAUGGUUUGCAAAGAAUGCUAGAAUUUCAUUGGAAUAUUGUCGUUAUGGAAAUGAAAAUUUAUUUACUAUGUUUGUUGUGGACGUUGUGAAUGCUCAGGAAGCUGAAAUUUUAGUUAUCGAUAACAAUGAGGCUACUCUACCAAGAUUUCUCAUCAUAUUUAAAGUUAAAGGAUCUAUUUCUUUUAUUUAG